AUGCCCUGGUCCCAAGAAUACCUCGUUUCCCGUGCAAAUGCCUCUCUUAGUCUCUCAGAUAGCAAUGUACAAUAUAUUGUCUACUCAAAAGUGGUGGUGGAACUCACUAUUUCCGACAUACAGUCCGCCCUGGAGCAUGCGUGGAAACAAAUGCGGUACGAAGAGCCCGACAUUGCAACAACCCUUAAAGGCGAAACGAAGGUGUAUGAGACACCCGAUGAAGCGGCGCUCCAGAAGUGGCUUGAUUCUACGUUUACGUUUAUCGUUACCGAUAUCCCCGAUGCAGAAGAACUACAACGCAACGAGCUUGUCCUCCGUGCACAUCAUUGCACCAUCGACGGUGUAGGUAUUCUGAUGUUGAAGCAUAAAUUCUUCAGCGCCUUGGUUCAGCCGAAAUCGGAGGUUACCUUUGGUGACGGGUACCAACGGCUGGCCGUUCCUUUGCCUGAGGCGCUCGGAAACCCCGAACCCCCAACUCCAGAGCAAACUGAAAGGGCUACGACGAUGGCACCAGUCGGCCAGUGCCAGAAUAUCAAGUGUCGAUUAUCUCCGGAUAUGACGGCAGCUAUCGUCCAGGCUUGCAAUGGAAAGGGGAUAACCGUUGCAACUUCUGUACAUGCCGCAUACAGCCUUGGUCUGAUGAAACACGCCAACCCACUAUCAAACACUCCGCGCUACACCACAGUAAACUCCUUCAAUCUAAGAGACUACCUCCCGGCGCCGUAUAACAAGUCCGCGGCGGCGAACUACCCUACAACUAUCCCGUUCACAAUCGACCUACCGGCAGAUUUUUCUCAGCUUGCACAGGCACUGAACCAUAGGUGUAGAAAUGGCGUUAGAGGUAGCCCCGAGGUCCUCGAGCUCGUUGGAGCCUAUAACCGCUUCCUGGUAGGUAUGGUCCGCACGCCUAAGGCCGAGGCUGCUCCCGCUCCUACAGAUGCAUGUGUGAGCAGUUUGGGGGUUAUUGAGAAAUACCUACAGCGCUCGAACGGUAACACUGUGACGGAGAAGGACUACAAAAUUGUUCUUGAUGUAGUUUUGGGCAUAGAUGCAUCGCUUUUGUCUACGUUCAAAGACCAGUUGCGAUUGGUCUACAGCUUUAAUGAUGGGGUAUAUGGGUAUGAGGAGCCGACAAAGAUUACUGAGUAUGUAAACCAUGUUGCGAAGGUCUUGAAUGAGGAGUUACUAGGCUCGGCGGCUGUGUAG
Messenger RNA from Aspergillus alliaceus, 1206 nucleotides. RefSeq lists its product as uncharacterized. The transcript has 4 exons. The record is from RefSeq and is a predicted model, not a curated record. NCBI's taxonomy places the organism in Eukaryota, Fungi, Ascomycota, Eurotiomycetes, Eurotiales, Aspergillaceae. The coding region runs from base 1 to 1206 and encodes 401 amino acids.